Messenger RNA from Bactrocera oleae (olive fruit fly), 258 nucleotides. Lineage: Eukaryota; Metazoa; Arthropoda; Insecta; Diptera; Tephritidae. The record is from RefSeq and is a predicted model, not a curated record.
AUGGAUGAAAACGAAAAGUUUCCAGAAAUCACUUUUUUGGAAAGUACAAAAUUCGGAAUUGUCGGUUGCAUAGAUGGAACACACAUUAAAAUAAUAAAGCCACCUGAUGAUGAGCAUUUGUAUUUUAACCGAAAUGGAUAUUUUAGUAUAAAUGCGAUGAUAAUUUGUGACAACGAUAUGCAAAUACGGGCCGUAGAUGCACGGUAUCCCGGUUCAAGUCACGAUGCUUUCAUCUGGGAUAUGAGUCACGCUAAGCAA